Messenger RNA from Serinus canaria (Common canary), 2477 nucleotides. RefSeq names its product mitochondrial trans-2-enoyl-CoA reductase (gene MECR). Gene Ontology annotation, biological process: fatty acid metabolic process. Gene Ontology annotation, molecular function: trans-2-enoyl-CoA reductase (NADPH) activity. The coding region runs from base 64 to 1233 and encodes 389 amino acids. The transcript has 9 exons. The record is from RefSeq and is a predicted model, not a curated record. Gene Ontology annotation, cellular component: mitochondrion. Lineage: Eukaryota; Metazoa; Chordata; Aves; Passeriformes; Fringillidae.
GCGGCAGCGCCGGGCUCAGCCGGGGAGAGCCGAGCGGAGCCGAGUUCCGCCGAGCGGAGGCGAAUGCAGCGAGCGGCGUCGCGGGCGCUGGGCGGGGCGCGGACCCCCCGGGUGCUGACUUGCCUGGCUCGGACCCCCCCGGGGCGGGCACGAUCGGCCGCGGCGGGGACCCCUCCGCUCGGGCUGCUCUAUGAGCGGCAUGGGGAGGCCGCCGCUGUCGUGCAACUGAAGGAUCUGGAAGUGCCCAAGCUGGGGGACUGCGAUGUCCACGUCAAGAUGUUGGCAGCCCCCAUCAAUCCCGCCGACAUCAACAUGAUCCAAGGGACCUACCCCCUCCUGUCGCCGCUGCCGGCCGUGGGGGGGAACGAAGGUGUCGGGGAGGUGCUGGAGGUUGGGCGCCAUGUGACAGCUCUGAAACCUGGGGACUGGGUCAUCCCCGCGGACGCCGGACUCGGGACGUGGCGGACGCGGGGAGUGUUCCCUGAGAAGAUGCUGCUGAAGGUGCCCAGUGACAUCCCAAUGCUCUGUGCUGCCACUCUGAGCGUCAACCCCUGCACAGCGUUCCGUCUGCUGGCUGACUUUGAGAGCCUGGCACCUGGUGACUCCGUCAUCCAGAACGCCGCCAACAGUGGGGUGGGCCAGGCCGUCAUCCAGAUCGCCAGGGCCUCCGGCAUCAAGACCAUCAAUGUGGUGAGGGACAGACCUGAUCUCCCAAAACUGGUGGAGAGGCUGAUGGCCCUGGGCGCUGACCAUGUCAUCACCGAGGAAAUGCUGAGAAAGCCAGAGAUGAAAGAUACAUUUAAGGCCCAAGGGGACCGUGGUCACCUAUGGGGGGAUGGCAAAGCAGCCUGUGAUGGUGCCUGUGAGUGCCUUCAUCUUCCGGGACAUGAGGCUCCGUGGGUUCUGGAUGACGCAGUGGCGGAAGGACCACGCGCAGGAAAUGCCAAUAUGGAAUUCCUCUGGAAUGAUCCAAGUGUGUGGUAUCCACAGGGCUGCUUCUCGUGUGACUGUCCCUGUUCCUGGGUGAUGUUCUCGGAUCCCAGCAGGCUCUCCAUGCUGCUCCAUAGCAUGAACUGUAUGAGAAAUGUUCCUCAAACACAUCUUGCAAUGGAAAUAACCUCCCUUGGGUUGGGUUCCUCAAACUUUGUUUGCCUCAGAACCUUCAGAACCCAGCCCAGGGACCUCACUGGUGUUCUCCCACCUUGUGCCCAUUUCCCAACAUGCUCCGAGUGAGAGGACUGUGGAAUUGUGUGGAAUUGUGCAUGGACAGAGUAAUUGUGAGGGACUGGUUGUGUCAGCUGAAGGCUCUUCUGGGAUUCAUCCUGGAGUCCUGGACAAGUUGGUGGGGUUAUGGCAGGGCCUCUCUGGAUCUACCAAGGACCUGGGGGGCCCAGGGAGGUCACUCCUCACUGGGAGCUGGCAGUGUCAUUCCCAUGCACAGAGAGGGUCUGGGGGACAGCCCAGGAAGGUGUACCUUCAUUUGGGGGAUUUUCUGGUCCCAAGGGGUGAGGAGAAGAGCAGGGCAGGAAUGUUGCUCAGGAUUGGAGGGAGCACUGUCCAACUGCAUGUGCACUUGGAAGAGCAAAACUCUCUGAAAUUAAACCCAACUGCCAUGCUGGCUACUAAAUGGACAUGUCAAAGUCAUUUUAUCCCCCCUAAAACCCUUCACACUGAGACCUCCCUUAGCAGAAAGCAGGUGUGCCCCAGGAUAGACUCUGUGCCAGCGUCUCCCUUCUGCUCCUCCCUCCCUAAUAAAUCCCCCAAUAUUUUGCAUUUCCUUUCCCCUUGCCAGCAUUGGAGGCAGAGCCCCAUUGUGUGCCUCCUUGCUUCCGGAUCAAUUGAUAAAGUGGGGGAAAAAAAAGCAAAAAAAGAGCCAAGAGAUCAUUACGAGCACUAUCAAGCAUGGCAUAAACCAGAAAAAUUAAGGCAGAGAUUUUAUCCCCCAUUGUUUAUUGGGCUCAGCAUUUAUUAAAACCCAACAUGCUUUAGAGAACUCUUACACAAAAUUUUCUGACCUCUCACUCCUAUACCAGGGCACAAAGGAAUAAAUAAAUAAACUUAAUUCUCUUUGUCAAAUGAGCAAGAUCAUGGCUGGAAAUCCAGCUGCUGGUGUUGCACCUAGACAAUAUUAAUCAUUUUGGAGGUGAUUGUGGGGUUUUUCAGGGGGGUGGCUACUAAUGCUGGAAUGUUCCAAGAGCCUCUGCUGGGAUUUGGUGUGAUUUAGGCAUCUGACGUCUUAACGGAAAGGAUAAAAAUAAUUCCCCAAACCUGACAUUCAGAGUUCCGCGAGAGGGAUGUUGUUGCUCCCAAGAGGGAAUGAGGAAAAGCCAAGUCUGCUCACGGAUGGGGAAUGCCGUGGGGGGACGCCUGGGCACCCCGAGUGUGGGGAUGCGGGACCCCCAUCCCUGCCUGCCUUUGGGGUCCCAUCAGGAUACAGCAUUUUGGGAGUGGGGCAAUCCUCAGGCCCCUGCCAAAGA